Anopheles arabiensis is the source of this 2008-nucleotide messenger RNA. RefSeq names its product protein abrupt. The record is from RefSeq and is a predicted model, not a curated record. Bases 70 to 1773 code for a protein of 567 amino acids. The transcript has 2 exons. NCBI's taxonomy places the organism in Eukaryota, Metazoa, Arthropoda, Insecta, Diptera, Culicidae.
UACUCCAACUCCUAGCUAAACACUACGUGCGUGUGUGUGCGCAUCGAUCUCCCCCCCCCCCAUUCGAAAAUGCUUCAAAGCACGAUCGGGCAGGCGCAGCGCUUCAAGAAGCGCGAGCGCACCCAGAACUGGGCGUACGAGGAGAAACACUUUCUGCUCGAGCUCUGCCGCAAGGAUAUGCACAUCAUCGAGAACAAGCGGCUGGACAGUGCGCUGACAACGCUGAAAAACCGAGCCUGGAAGAUCAUCCACCAGCAGUUUGCGAUCGCGUUCGGUACGGACCGGAACUGCAACCGGCUGAAGGAGCAGUGGCGCCGCAUGAAGGCCUGCACGCGGGCGGAAAUGCUUGACUACCAGCAGCGGAUACAGCGAUUCGGGCAGGAGGUGGCCGACCGCAAGAAGCCGAGCCAGUUCACGUUCGAGAUCUGGGACUUUAUGCAGGAGGCGAAGAAGGUGUGCAAGAACGAGCUGAUGGACGAUGUGGACUACUCGAAGAUGAAGCUGUCGCUCGAGGAGAACCUGCCGCAGGGUGUGUCGAUAAAGGAUUGCAGCGACGAGAACGACGACGAAAGCUCGUCGAUGUGGGAUAAAACAUCACAAAAUCUGUGCGAGGUGCAAAUUAAGGAAGACUCCCAGGACGAGCUGGACGAUUACGACAAGGGUCCGUCGGCCAAAUACCCGCGCCUGCGGGGGCUCUCGAGCACUUCGUCCCCGUUCGGCACACCGUCGUCGGCGGCGGAUGCGGUGCAGAGUCGGUUCAACGAGCUGAUCGCGUCCAGCUUUGCGAGCCGUCUCGCCAACAACAGCGAUCAUCACCAUCUCAGCGGAACCGGCGGAUCCGGCAGCAACCACAACAACAAUAACAACAACAACAACAACACGGCCAGCGGGAACAAGCUGCUCGAAAGCCUUGACGCCUACCACCGGACAGCGUUUGGCAGUGAGUCGAGUUUGGCCGAUCUGACCGCACACGGAGGCGGCAAUGCCAGCGCUAACCUCUCGCAGAUGGAUCUAAACAACACGCUCGAGGCGCUCAACAUGCUAAAGUCGCGGUUCAACCGCAUCAUGGAGCCAGGCUACUGGAAGAAUGCAAUGCAGGAGGCACACAAUCUCACCACGGCUGGCCACCAGCAGGCACCACCGGAUUCACCGACCGGAAUGGCGCACCACAGUGCUGCGGCAUCGGCGGCAGCAGCAGCGGCAGCCAAUCAACUUCUGCAGGGUCUCGCAAACGGUGCCGCAAACGGUGCACUCAUCAACGAUGACGAUCACGAGGCGAUGGUGGCGGCGCACCAGCGGGCCGCAGCAACAGCAGCAGCCACGACGCCUCCACCGCCCGCCAGCAGAAGUGCGAGCGCCGGCAUGAAGAAGCAGAUGGAGACGCAGCACCACCAGAGCGAGCACGAUCUGCGGAUGCAGAUACUGAAAACGGAACUAGAAACAGCUAAAAUCAACAAAGAGACCGCCGAGCUGAACCGGCAGCUUGCGCUACAGAAGCUCGGGCGGCGGGCAGGCGGCAACAGGACGAGCAGCGUCGCCAGCGCCGGCGACGUGGCCAAUCACUCCGACCGAAGGGACGACGACGAGCUGGAUGUGAUGAUGGAGGACAACACUUCGAGCUCGACCGUGCCCGAGGGCAGACUGGUGGUCCGGUCGCUAUCGUCGAUGGAAGCGGCACCGGCGGUGGUGGCGGCGGGAUCGGCAGCACCUCCAUUGCCACUGUCCGUUCCCUCCUCACCAUCGUUGCCGUUGCACGUGCACAACAUCGAGUAGGGAUCGAGAUUAGGGAUUAUUAGGGGAUUAUCAGGACAGCAGAGGACUUCCAGAGCCACCAAAGGCAAAUCGGCGCAUCGGAAUCGGGUCGGUUAGAAUUUAUUUAUCAUUCCGCAAAACAAACAGUGUGUGUGUGCAUGUGUGUGGUACACCAAAAGCCUCGUGCACGUGUAUCGGAUCGGUGGGUUGCGAUCGUUUUAGUGUAAAAAAUAAACAAAGUUGCUCCCAUUUAGCA